Molecule: messenger RNA, 1140 nt
Organism: Monodelphis domestica (gray short-tailed opossum)
Lineage: Eukaryota; Metazoa; Chordata; Mammalia; Didelphimorphia; Didelphidae
Source: RefSeq, a predicted model, not a curated record
AUGGAGAUCAUGCUGAGCCAAAGGCACCUCAGGGAGAGCAACAGCCUGUGGCCCAGCUCUCCAGAGUCCCUUUUUAGAGGGCCCUGGUGGCUCCUUGAGGUUCCCCUGAAAAGGGAAAGGGGGCCUGGGGAGGCUGCAACAGCCUCAAGCUACAGCCCUCCUCAAAGACCUCAGAGCUUUCCCCAGAGCCCCUGCCUAGAAUGCGGGCUGCCUGUCCUUCCCUCUCCAGAGCUAGCUGAGCAGCAGGCCUUGGGCUUUGGCUCUGAGUUCUGCGGCAAAGGCCCCGGGGUGCCUCCUGAGACAGGCCCAAACUUUCGAAGCCCUGAUCCUCAGGUGCACCGAGACUCCCUGAGCCCAAUGAAACCCCAGAAACCCUUACCAGGUGGGGCUCCGGCCUGGGGGGCUGCAGGGCUGCAGGGGAGCCCGCAGGGGCAGGCCAGCCCCCAGCUCCAGCCUGCUUCCUCCCUGCUCGCAGUUGUCCCACCUGGAGAGCUCCACCUGCCAGAAGCAGAGCUUUCCUUCCCCAAAACUGGCCCGCUGCAGAGAGCCCUGGCGGAGGGCAACUACCAGCCCCUCGGGCAGCUCACGCAAAUAUUCGAGAGUAACUUUUUCCAGGCUGCCUCACCAUCGGAGACUUCAAGUUCAGGGCCCUCCAGGUCCCCGUCGUGCUCGACUCCAGUCCAGACCUUGUCCUCCUGGCUGGGCCAUCACGAGGAUUCCAAGAGCUCGUCUUACUCAGGGCUGCUGCAGAGCUCCGAAAUUGAAUCUCAAGAGAGUAGUUCCAUGCUCAAUGACCCAUUAGAGCCCCAAGAACACCCCCAAGAGCACCCCCAAGACCAGAGGUAUCCCCAAGAGCAGCAGCAUCCCCAAGAGGGCCCCCAAGAGUGGCGAAAUUCAAAAAAGUUGCAGCAGCCACAGCCCCAAGAGAGCUGCCAUUCCAAAAAGCGGAAGCUUCUCCAAGAGCAGCCACACUCCGAAGAGUGGCGAAAUUCCAAAAAGCCGCAGCAGCCACAGCCCCAAGAGUGGCACCUUUCCAAAGAGCCACCGCAUCCCCAAGAGCCGGUUUGUCCCCAAGAGGGGCCACAGCCUCAGGAGGGCCCCCAAGAGUGGAGCCUUUACAAAGAGCUACCACGUGCCUAA